Molecule: messenger RNA, 900 nt
Organism: Fonsecaea nubica
Lineage: Eukaryota; Fungi; Ascomycota; Eurotiomycetes; Chaetothyriales; Herpotrichiellaceae
Exons: 1
Coding region: 1-900 (299 amino acids)
Molecular function (GO): triacylglycerol lipase activity
Source: RefSeq, a predicted model, not a curated record
AUGUCGCCCGAGUCUCAAGCCAUCGUUGAUGUCUUCGGCUUUGCCAGACAGAGAAUGAUGGAGAAUCCAAAUAUGUCGGCCCGCGAAGGCCGGUUAUUCAUUGAAUCUUUCGGAUCGCUCGCCAGCGAGCCCACGGAAGUGACGUACGAAGAAGUCCAAUGCCCUGGGUCGACUGGACCAGCUAUAUGGUGCAGACCAUCGUCUGCAGACCCCUCCCACAUCAUCCUUUACUUGCACGGCGGAGCUGGGACCGGAGGAUCUCCCUCGAGUCAUCGUAAACUUGCUGGACAUCUAGCCAAAGUCGCAUCUUGUGUUGCACUUUUGCCAGAUUAUCGACUUGUUCCCGAGGAUCCGUUUCCAGCGGGGUUGGAGGACUGCCUCUCGACAUACAAAUGGGUCCUGGAUCAAGGAUUUAAGCCGUCGCGGAUUGCAGUAGCAGGAGACUCUGCAGGUGCCAAUUUAACGGCUGCCCUGCUAUUGAAGCUGAAGGAACAGGGACUUUCAUUUCCCGGGGCGGCCGCCCUCUUGUCGCCAUGGCUUGACAUGGAGAACCUGGGCGAAUCCCGACAAUUCAAUUUCGAGCACGAUGCUCUCGCCGGCCUUGCGACAGCUUCCACAGCACUUUAUUGCCAGGGGACAUCGCCCAAGAACCCAUUUGCAAACCCCUUGUAUGGAGACUUUACGGGGGCGCCACCUCUCUUUGUCUCAGCCGGCGGGUGGGAUACUCUGCUGAGUGAUGCACUUACGUUGGCCGAGAAAGCGAAGGCAGUGGGAGUUGACGUGACGCUUCACGUGGCACCUGAAAUGCAGCACGACUACCAUUUUAUGGUUGGUCGAGCUCCUGAGGCAACGGAGACGGUGACAGAGAUUGGUCGUUGGAUUGCUGGAAAGCUUCAGUGA